Messenger RNA from Phodopus roborovskii (desert hamster), 2172 nucleotides. RefSeq names its product nuclear autoantigen Sp-100-like. Lineage: Eukaryota; Metazoa; Chordata; Mammalia; Rodentia; Cricetidae. The record is from RefSeq and is a predicted model, not a curated record. Gene Ontology annotation, cellular component: nucleus. Gene Ontology annotation, molecular function: DNA-binding transcription factor activity, RNA polymerase II-specific; DNA binding. The transcript has 14 exons. Gene Ontology annotation, biological process: regulation of transcription by RNA polymerase II. The coding region runs from base 185 to 1354 and encodes 389 amino acids.
GGAAGAGGAAAGGUAGCAGCUUCAGCAGCAGGACGUCCAUGGAACAGGAGGACACAGAGAGGAGACCCUUUGAACGCGUAUUCCUGUACUUCAAAAAAAAAUAAAGUGAAGAUUUCAACAGCAAUAAAAAAGCCAUUUCCCUUUUUUUGAGUUCCUCCGUGACAAUGAACUCAUCACCAAUAAAAUGUAUGAUGAUUUUCAAGAUUCCUAUUCAAACCUGGUCCCUUUACAAAAAGUGGUCUACAGAGCCCUGGAAGAGCUGGAGAAGAGACUUGACCUGGUGGUCCUGAGGGUGCUGUUCAGUGAGGAAAACUUGAGGGCAUACCCUGAUUUGGAACUCAUUCUCCAAAGCUUUGAAAAUGUCUUACAGAACAAACUGUGUUCCCACGAAAGUGAUAGAGGAGACCCGAACUCCCAGCUAAGUCUUGAACAAGGACGUGAUGACAGCUCUUCUCAACAAAGCCUGACCUGGUCACCCUUAGAUCCCUCCUCAUCUGAUGGCCAGAGAAUUAGUGAAAGAAGAAAUGCCACCAUCAUCCAGGGAAAUCAAACUGAGAAUCAUCAGUCCACCAGCUUUCAGAUUGACAAUGUCAUGAGUUUACAAGAAAAUGGACUCUCAGAAGACCAAGCAACCACACGUCAAGGACCAGAUUCUGAGCCAGAGGAGUCCUGUGAACUAGAAGUCCAACUGAGUAACAGUGAUCCGUACCUGGAGCCUCACAGCCCAUUGCCCUGGAAUGAAGAAAGAGCAGAAGUACGAAGCCAGGGAACCCAAAUUUAUCCCUGUUCCGUGCAUCUGGUAGAUAUAAAGCAGGAAAAGUCAUUGUUUGUCUCAGGUGGUGAAGAGACCGAAGCAAGGACCAGCCACAAUCAGGAAGAUGAGGUUAUAGUCCUCAGCAGCGAGGAUUCCAAUGAUGGAAGCAACUGCUGGGAAGAAUCCACCCCAGUCAUCUGCCAGUCAAAGUCUGUGGAUUCCAGGAAAACUUUCACAUUCAGAAAAACACUCAGGAGAAGAGGUUACACACUGAGGCGUAUCAACUCUUCUUCACAAAGAGGCACAAAAAGAGGUCCGAGAAUUCCCAGACAACACAAUGUGGAUUUCAGCAGCCCUGAGCUUCCGGUGACCUGUGGUAUUGCUAAGGGGAUUCUGUAUAAAAAUAAAUUUGAGGAAGGCAUCCAUGUUAAGAGCAUACGGAAUGCGGCUGGGGAAUGGUUUGCUCUCAGGGAGUUUGAAAUCAUAGGAAAGCGUGAACAAUCCAAGAACUGGAAGCAGAGCAUACGUUCCUAUGGAUGGACCCUGAAAGAACUGAUAGAGGUAUUCUGGUGGCAGAUGGCUUCCAUGGUCCCUGGGUAAGACAGUGGAUUAAAAGCUUCUAUGUGACAGGCAGCUUCAUUAUUUUGGGGUAAGACAACAGAUUAGCAGCUUUUUCAGUGUGACCAGUAGCUUUAACUGUCAUAACUUACUGGUAUCAGCUAUUAGCAGAAUGACUGUGUCCACGAUACCAUCAUGGCUCUUCUUAGCCAGGUUCCAUGGCAUGGGUGGUUGCCAGCAUGCCACUCAGGUGUUCCCUUGGCUGGUUUACAUUACAGCUGAGUCCUCUAAAAUGCACUAACUUGCAUCCUUUGGAUGGAGGAGAAAGGACUGAACUUUACUGUUGACUCAUUACAUAAAAUUUGUUGGCAUGGAUAUAAUUUAAAUUAAAUUUAACUAUAAUUUAAACUUGGAAGGUCAGUGAUGAAAAUGAUGGAUGAUUACAUGCCUGAAAAUAAGGCGCCCCUAUGGAUGCCUGAGUUACAGAGUGCUCUGCACUACUUCUCCCGGUCUCACACACUUGCUCUUGAAUAGCUGAGUGUGGUGGCCAAACCUCUAAUCCCAGCGCUGUGAGACUGAGAUAGGGAGACUGCUCAGAGCUCCAGGCUGGUCCAGACCCUGUAGUGAGUUCCAGGACAGCUUAGGUUAUAGAGUGAUAGCUUCCUCAACUCCAUCUACUCAAAAAACAAGAGCAAAUAACAGGAAAACAAUUUUGAAAUAAGUUCUUUGCUCUCCAUUUAUAAUUACCCCUGAAUUGGGACACUCAGGAGGUUUCCCUGGGAGCUGAACCAUUUCUUUUGACUUAGGGUACACUGAUCUUUCUGUCACACAUCUCAGAUGGCCUUUCCCUGUGUCUUUCU